Molecule: messenger RNA, 618 nt
Organism: Eimeria mitis
Lineage: Eukaryota; Apicomplexa; Conoidasida; Eucoccidiorida; Eimeriidae
Exons: 1
Coding region: 1-618 (205 amino acids)
Source: RefSeq, a predicted model, not a curated record
AUGAUCGGACAGAACCCUGUCACAGCAGCAGACCUCGAUGUCGUCGGUACUCUCGCGCCGACGUUAACCGCGCCUAUGACCAAACUAUUCCGGCAGCUGUGUGAUCGAGCCAAGAGCCAUAUCCUUAAGGCGAAGAGGAAGCAGAAACACUAUGCGGACGCUCACCGACGAGAGCUGCAAUACAACCCAGGUGAUCGGGUCUGGAUAAGCAGCCGUAACCUUCCGGGGCUCAACCAGUGCUCCAAGUUCGAGCCUAGGUUUCGCGGUCCCUUCACGGCUUUGAAACGCAUCAGCCAGGUCGCCUACUGUAUCGAGCUUCCGCCGACGUACACGUGUCAUAACGUCUUCCACGUCUCGCAGCUCAUUCCCGACCGCCCCCGCUACCCCCAGAUGCAGUCCAAGGAAGCAGCUGGUGGGUGGCUACCGGUAAAGGUUCCGGACGGUAGUCCCACCGAUAUUUACGAGGUCGACUAUAUCCUCGACCAACGCGGCUCAGGCGCAGAUACUCAAUAUCUUGUCAAGUGGCGAGGUGCUCCAGAGGAUCGUGCGACUUGGAAGCCUGCAGCCAACCUUACCAACCGCCCAGCCCUUCUUCGUGCGUGGCGACGUAUCCCUUAA